AUGAGGAAGUUCAUCUGGUCCGAAAUUGGCAACGGUUCGGCUACUUCAGCAUGGUUCGAUACAUGGAGUGACGUAGGGCCGCUGGAUCAGAUCCUAUCUCCUAGAGUUAUUGCUAAUGCGGGGUUUAACAUGGAUUCUAAGGUGUCCGAUAUUUAUUCAGAUAAUUCUUGGAGGUGGCCAGAUGCUUGGAGGGAUAUUUAUCCGGUUCUUAUUCAGCUUGAUCAGUUGUCUUUGGAUCCGAAUAAGUCUGACAAACUCAUGUGGCGACAAGGGGAUUAUAAACAUGACUUUUCUUCGACUCGAGCUUGGGAUUCGAUUCGGCAUCAAGAAGUGGAGAUUGAUUGGUGUCGUAUUGUGUGGUUUGGUUAG
Messenger RNA from Helianthus annuus (common sunflower), 369 nucleotides. RefSeq lists its product as uncharacterized. Lineage: Eukaryota; Viridiplantae; Streptophyta; Magnoliopsida; Asterales; Asteraceae. The record is from RefSeq and is a predicted model, not a curated record. The coding region runs from base 1 to 369 and encodes 122 amino acids. The transcript has a single exon.